Salvelinus fontinalis (brook trout) is the source of this 2951-nucleotide messenger RNA. Its product is annotated as H-2 class II histocompatibility antigen, A-K beta chain-like. Gene Ontology annotation, molecular function: MHC class II protein complex binding. The record is from RefSeq and is a predicted model, not a curated record. The coding region runs from base 41 to 778 and encodes 245 amino acids. Gene Ontology annotation, biological process: immune response; positive regulation of T cell activation; antigen processing and presentation of exogenous peptide antigen via MHC class II. Lineage: Eukaryota; Metazoa; Chordata; Actinopteri; Salmoniformes; Salmonidae. Gene Ontology annotation, cellular component: MHC class II protein complex; membrane. The transcript has 6 exons.
GCUGCUGUCUUUAGUUCACUAUCACACUCAGCAGAGGAACAUGUCGAUGCCAAUUGCCUUCUAUAUUUGCCUGACCUUGAUUUUGUCCAUAUUCUAUGGAAUAGAUGGAUAUUUUUAUCAUAGGUUGGUACAGUGCCGAUACUCCUCAAAGGACCUGCAUGGUAUAGAGUUUAUAGACUCUUACUACUUCAAUCAGGCUGAAUAUGUCAGAUUCAACAGCACUGUGGGGAAGUAUGUUGGAUACACUGAGUAUGGUGUGAAGAAUGCAGAAGCAUGGAACAGAGAUUACCUGGCUCAAGAGCUAGGGGAGCUGGAGCGUGUCUGCAAGCCUAGCGCUGAUAUCGACUACAGCGCCGUACUGGAUAAGACAGUUGAGCCCCAUGUCAGACUGAGCUCAGUGACUCCCCCUAGUGGCAGACACCCUGCCAUGCUGAUGUGCAGCGCCUAUGACUUCUACCCCAAACCAAUCAGAGUGACCUGGCUGAGGGACGGACAUGAGGUGAAGUCUGAUGUGACCUCCACUGAGGAGCUGGCUAACGGGGACUGGUACUACCAGAUCCACUCCCACCUGGAGUACACACCCAAGUCUGGAGAGAAGAUCUCCUGUAUGGUGGAGCACAUCAGCCUGACUGAGCCCAUGAUGUAUCACUGGGACCCGUCCCUGCCUGAGGCUGAGAGGAAUAAGAUCGCGAUCGGGGCGUCUGGUCUGGUGCUGGGAACCAUCUUAGCAUUAGCAGGACUGAUCUACUACAAGAAGAAGUCUUCUGGGGUGCUCUAGUAGCAAUAAGGUUUGAAGGCACAUUGCUGUAUCUGCUGCAGAAAUGGAUCCUAAUGAGAUUUUCUUGUUAUAAAUCAGUGUUCCUGAAAGGACAUUACUGCUGGAGUGUUCAACUGAACAUGAAUCUAUACUUUCCUAAUGAAUAUUGUUGGUAACAUAUUAUCCUUACACCUUUCAUAAUUAAUCCAUUAACAACUUUAGGCUUGCUAGUAAUAAGACAGUUAGCGUUAUGAGAAUCAGUUGUUUAUUAACCUAGUAGAUGUGGUAGAGCUGCUUUAACUGACCUGCUAUAACACUGUACAUUAUUAUGAGUGGGCAGGAUAUACACCAGUCCACUGUACUGGGGGUUAUUUACCCAGCUGUACUGUUAUGUCUUUUCACUAACAAAUAACACACUUGUUCUCAAAGGAAUAUGUUCAGUAAAUGGUUCAAAUAUUGUGUGUGGUAACACUGACGUUUUAAGAGACGCUGGUUAAUGAGAAUAGAAAAUAAGUUCAGUCUGUUUUAAUUUCUUCAUGUUUUAGACUUUAAAUGUCCCCCUGUACUGACAUCACUCCCCUGUACUGACAUCGCUCCCCUGUACUGACAUCACUCCCCUGUACUGACAUCGCUCCCCUGUACUGACAUCACACCCCUCUACUGACAUCACACCCCUGUACUGACAUCACACCCCUGUACUGACAUCACCCCCCUGUACUGACAUCACUCCCCUGUACUGACAUCACACCCCUCUACUGACAUCACACCCCUGUACUGACAUCACUCCCCUGUACUGACAUCACUCCCCUGUACUGACAUCGCUCCCCUGUACUGACAUCACACCCCUCUACUGACAUCACACCCCUGUACUGACAUCACACCCCUGUACUGACAUCACCCCCCUGUACUGACAUCACUCCCCUGUACUGACAUCACACCCCUCUACUGACAUCACACCCCUGUACUGACAUCACACCCCUCUACUGACAUCACUCCCCUGUACUGACAUCACCCCCCUGAACUGACAUCACACCCCUGUACUGACAUCACACCCCUGUACUGACAUCACCCCCCUGUACUGACAUCACACCCCUGUACUGACAUCACACCCCUGUACUGACAUCACUCCCCUUGUACUGGCAUCACCCCCCUGUACUGACAUCACACCCCUGUACUGGCAUCACCCCCCUGUACUGACAUCACACCCCUGUACUGACAUCACACCCCUGUACUGACAUCACUCCCCUUGUACUGACAUCACCCCCCUGUACUGACAUCACCCCCCUGUACUGACAUCACACCCCUCUACUGACAUCACACCCCUGUACUGACAUCACACCCCUCUACUGACAUCACCCCCCUGUACUGACAUCACCCCCCUGUACUGACAUCACCCCCCUGUACUGACAUCACACCCCUGUACUGACAUCACUCCCCUUGUACUGACAUCACCCCCCUGUACUGACAUCACUCCCCUGUACUGACAUCACACCCCUGUACUGACAUCACCCCCCUGUACUGACAUCACCCCCCUGUACUGACAUCACCCCCCUGUACUGACAUCACCCCCCUGUACUGACAUCACCCCCCUGUACUGACAUCACACCCCUGUACUGACAUCACCCCCCUGUACUGACAUCACUCCCCUGUACUGACAUCACUCCCCUGUACUGACAUCACUCCCCUGUACUGACAUCACUCCCCUGUACUGACAUCACUCCCCUGUACUGACAUCACUCCCCUGUACUGACAUCACUCCCCUGUACUGACAUCACUCCCCUGUACUGACAUCACUCCCCUGUACUGACAUCACUCCCCUGUACUGACAUCACCCCCCUGUACUGACAUCACCCCCCUGUACUGACAUCACCCCCCUGUACUGACAUCACCCCCCUGUACUGACAUCACACCCCUGUACUGACAUCACACCCCUGUACUGACAUCACCCCCCUGUACUGACAUCACACCCCUGUACUGACAUCACCCCCCUGUACUGACAUCACUCCCCUGGAAGGAACCUCCUUCAUGUCUCAUUGAUAAUAGUUUAUAUGAUUGAUUGAUUAAUAUGAUUAAUAAAAUGUUUCUCAUUUUCUGCUCAGUCAUGGUUGUGGUGUCUUGUCUUCUAUAUAACUGGGACAUAUUUUAGACAUUCCUUUGAUUUGGUACAAGCUUUUCAAUAAACCAUUAAACAUGU